AUGUUGCCAUGUGAGCCGAGCGCCGAUUAUCAGUCAAUUAUUGAGAUCACGCGAUAUUCGACGAUAUUCGCGAUUCCCGUAUUCGGCGUUUCAUCGUAUUUGCUGUUCUAUCGGUCCAGCACUCACUGGAAGCCUGGACGAAUUCAUUAUGCCAGGUUCAUGGGAAUUAAUUUUGCCAGUAUGGUUUUACUCGCCAGCGGCACAUGCCCAAUUCUAUAUUUGGACAUUUCGGGACUUCAAGUUUCUGGAAUUCUACGGCAUUUCCUCAAUGAGGAAUACUCAUAUGCGGUUAUUAUUAAUAUUAUAUCAUUUUUGUUUGUUUCGUUCGCUCUUUUGCAAGUCAUCGAGUCAAAAUGCGAUCUGAUUCAGAAGCUUUUCGACGAAACCGAUCUGAAACCUCAACAAGUCCUCAAAAUCGUUCGCAAGAUCGUUUAUGCCAAUUUGAUGGCCGCCUGCUUCACGAUUCUUCUAAUACGCGAAUUUUCCGAAGAGCAGGACGACAUAAAACAGCGGCUUGAGCAGCAGAUCGUCAUCUUCCUCGCCUUCAUCGUCACCCCACUCUUCGUGUUUCUCGCUCUUCGAAAUGAGAUGGGUAUCACCGCUCUUUAA
Molecule: messenger RNA, 609 nt
Organism: Caenorhabditis bovis
Lineage: Eukaryota; Metazoa; Nematoda; Chromadorea; Rhabditida; Rhabditidae
Source: the annotation of a GenBank genome assembly